This is a messenger RNA of Notechis scutatus (mainland tiger snake), 298 nucleotides long. Lineage: Eukaryota; Metazoa; Chordata; Lepidosauria; Squamata; Elapidae. The record is from RefSeq and is a predicted model, not a curated record.
GCUGGCUUAGAGAACCGACAGUUGGACACCGUGGAUUUUUUCCUAAAGAAUAAAGAGAACCUCUUCAAUCUGUCUGCGGCAAGCUCUGUACAAGAUCAGCCUGCAAAUACUACGUCAGAUUUUUACUUGAAGAGUGUUGAAGAACUGAGGCCAGCCCUGGAUUUGCUUUGUAAGGCAAUUCAAGAAAAUGACGUGGAAACCCAGAGCAAGAAUUUCUCUGAGCAGCUGUUGAACCUCACCUUAUCUUUUCUUAACAAACAACUCCGGGAGAUUUUUACGCACCGAGAAGGUAGAGUUG